AACAGGUUUUUUUGCAAUCGUGAUUCGCAACACACGUAUAAAUAUUCACACACACACACGAUACAUUGAAACUACAUUUGUCGAGCAAAAAACCUCGUACGUUUAACGAACGUAUAUCAGUUGAGACGAUAGCCCAUAUAAUACAUCGAUAAAAUAAAACGUCAGUUCUGUGCGCCUGCCGCACUGAAUCGCAAACGCGAGAGCGCUCGGAUCAACAAGUCUGCAUAGCAGCGAUUUCGACGUCGUCGUAUUUCUGCAAUAUCACUCACUCGCUCUCUUUCUAUCUCUCCGUCUUUUGACAAUCGACUCUCGCACGUCGAGCGGACGGCGAAACAGUUCGAGAUUUUUUCCGAGUAACUUUUCACCCAGUGUUUCCGAAUUUUUUCUCACUGCUGUUAUAAAGAAGACUUGUUAUUGUUGUUGUUGUUGUUAUUGUUGUUCAGAAUGGCUGAUGAAUUGAGAUUCGAUGGCCGGGUCGUUGUUGUUACCGGAGCUGGGGCAGGACUCGGAAGAGCUUAUGCACUUUUAUUCGGAUCGCGAGGAGCGAGCGUCGUUGUCAAUGACUUAGGCGGUGGCAGACACGGCGAUGGUAGCAGUACCAAAGUCGCAGAUACCGUUGUCGAUGAAAUACGCAGAGCAGGUGGCAAAGCCGUAGCCAAUUAUGACAAUGUUUUGGAUGGUGACAAAAUCAUUCAAACUGCUCUGGAUGCCUUUGGACGUAUUGACAUUGUGAUAAAUAAUGCCGGUAUCUUGAGGGACAAAUCUUUCCAGAAAAUGACAGAAACAGAUUGGGAUUUAAUUCAUGACGUUCACUUGAAAGGAGCAAUGCGCGUGACAAGAGCUGCUUGGCCACAUUUGAAAAAACAAGGAUACGGCAGAAUCAUCAUGACAUCUAGCAACAGUGGUCUUUAUGGUAAUUUUGGCCAACCCAAUUACAGUGCAGCUAAAAUGGGUCUUGUUGGAUUAGCAAGUACUUUGGCUCUUGAAGGAGUGAAAAGUAAUGUUUUGACAAAUGUAAUAGUCCCAACUGCUGGUUCAAGAUUAACAGAAGACAUUGUGCCUCCAGACUUUUUUGAACAAUUAAAACCUGAAUUUAUUGCUCCCACUGUAAUGUGGUUGUGUCAUGAAGAUUGUUCUGAAAAUGGUUCAAUCAUAGAGUCUGCUAUUGGAUGGACUGGAAAAUGUCGCCUUUAUAGAUCAAACGGAAUGAUGCUUAGAAAAAAUUUAAAUGAUAUGGUAACACCUGAAGAUGUCAGAAACAAUUGGGAUGCUAUUACAAGCAUGUCUGGUGCAAAGGCUUACGAUUCAAUUCAAGAAGUUACUGGUGAAAUUAUGACUACACUUGAAAAUUUAAAAUCAGCCAGCUCAUCUGUGUCAAACAAAGAGCUUGUUCUGCACACGAAUUACACUAUUCGUGAUUCUAUUCUUUAUGCUUUGGGUGUGGGUGCCACUAGGCGAGAACCUAGUGAUAUGCAAUAUUUAUAUGAAAAUCAUGAGAAUUUCUCACUGGUGCCAACAUUUUAUGUAACUUUUGGACCAAUUGGUUGUAUGACUUCUUCUCUUCUCCAAGAUGGACUUCCUGAUUUACAAUUAGAUCCUACACGAAUUUUGCAUGGAGAGCAGUAUUUAGAAAUUCAUAAGCCUAUGCCUACAGAAGCUAAAGUGGAAAGUAGAUUCACAAUACAAGAUGUUAUGGACAAAGGAAAAGGAGCUGUGAUACUUGUGAAAUAUGAAACUUUUGAUGUAGAAACUGGAGAAAAGCUUGCAACGAACCAAAUGUCAGCAUUUGCAGUAGGAGCUGGAGGCUUUGGAGGUCCAAGAAACUCGCCUCAUGUUAUACCUUGCAUAGAUGCACCAAAAAAGAAACCAUGUGCCUCUGUUACACAGAAAACAAAUUCUGAUCAGGCUGCCUUAUAUAGACUAAGCGGUGAUUACAAUCCACUGCACAUGGACGAUAAUAUGGCUAUUAUGUCCGGCUACAAAGAACCAAUUUUACACGGUCUAUGCUCGCUAGGAUUUUCAGCUAGACAUGUUUUGCAAACUUUCGCAGAUGGAAAUCCAAAUGCGUUAAAAGCAUUAAAGGUACGAUUCGCUGCGCCCGUGAAGCCGGGAGAGACACUGCGAACCGAUAUGUGGCGCAACGGCAACAGGAUUCACUUUCAAACGACCGUGCUGGAGAACAAUUCGAACGUCAUUACGGGCGCCUACAUGGAUCUGCACGAAGCCAAGAGUCCGGCCAGCAUGAGCCGCAACCUGUGCUCGACCCAGAACUGCGAGAGCGACGGCGUCUUCGGCCAGAUGGCCGACUACUGCAAGAGCCACCCGGAGCAAGUGAAGAAGAUCAACGGAGUGUUUCAUUACAUCAUCACGCAGAACGGCAAACCGGUAUCCGAGUGGACCUUGGACUUGAAGAAAGGAGUCGUGUGCCGAGGCAAACCCGAGGGUAAGAUCGACACGACCCUGACCAUCGACGACAAAGACAUGGUGCUGAUGGCCCUCGGCAAGAUCAAUCCCCAGCUGGCUUUCAUGAAGGGAAAGCUGAAGAUCAAGGGCAACAUCAUGCUCACCCAGAAACUGAAGAGUCUGAUCGACGCCAACAAGCCGAAAUUGUAAAUGUGUUUUGUAUCCGAUAGGGCAAACUCUUUUAUAUUUAUUUUUUUUUGUCAUGUUGUAUACAUAUUUUUUUGUUACUUCUAUGUUGUUAUACCAGUGGUAAUCAUUCCUCUCUCUCUCUAAAUGUAUAGUAUUAGUUAUUGCGCUGGGGGUAUAUGGAAUUUUUUUUUUUUGGGACGAACGGGGUUUAUAUGUAUGUGAACGUGUAUAUUCGAUCGAAUUUUUUGACACUGAAAUGAAAUUACACGUUGCAUUUGUUUACUAUAAA
Messenger RNA from Trichogramma pretiosum, 2881 nucleotides. RefSeq names its product peroxisomal multifunctional enzyme type 2-like (gene Mfe2). Bases 445 to 2613 code for a protein of 722 amino acids. The record is from RefSeq and is a predicted model, not a curated record. Lineage: Eukaryota; Metazoa; Arthropoda; Insecta; Hymenoptera; Trichogrammatidae. Gene Ontology annotation, molecular function: oxidoreductase activity. The transcript has 14 exons.